Molecule: messenger RNA, 5170 nt
Organism: Engraulis encrasicolus (European anchovy)
Lineage: Eukaryota; Metazoa; Chordata; Actinopteri; Clupeiformes; Engraulidae
Gene: micall1a
Product: MICAL-like 1a
Exons: 18
Coding region: 818-4015 (1065 amino acids)
Molecular function (GO): protein binding
Source: RefSeq, a predicted model, not a curated record
AACCAGCGGCAGCGGUGUGUUGGUCCUCGGAACUGAAUAGCUCUCUAUAGGCUGUGUGGCUGGCUGCCUGCCUGGACUGUGGACACAUGAGGAUUUAAGACAUCUAAAAGGAAAAUGUUUGCACGGACCGGGGCACAUUUUUUCUGAUGACACCUUGAACAAUGACAAACGAGGGAACUUGGACUAACCGUAUGGCUAUGCAAUAGAAACGUAAACGUUUAGGCUUUUGCGUCGAGCUAGCUAAUACUGCUAGCGGUAGCAAAAAAUCCGCGUCUGUUUCGCACUUCAAGUUUGGCUUGAAGUUGUCCACACUCGUAGUCAUUACGGCACUGUUGAGGCGGCGUGUCCUUAACUUUAGGCCAACCUCUACGCUUUUAGGUUUUAAACUUUUGCAAUUAUCGUGUGUGUAACUCAACACUGCGUUUGAAUCAGUGCAAUUUGCCUGGGUGAUUAUUUUUGUGUUGCUAUGUGAAAGCGUUCCAGUGUUAGCUGCUGGGUCUCAUCAAAGCUGACAGAAAUGUUCAGUGUCGGGUGGCAAGAAGAAUCGUCUGGGUUUUUAUUCUUUAAAAUAUUGAUGCAUGACCGACCAUGAUUUCGUGGCUACAUUUGACAACCCACUGACGCUAGUGAUUUCAGAUAACAACCUUGUCAAGUCCAGUCUCGGAUGUGAUAUCGGGUGUUGUCCCACUGAGCUAACUAAUCCAAGACAAGGCUCGCCCACUACUUCACUCUCUUGUCUCUGCUAGUUCUUCAUCUGGAUCGCGUGUCAUCGGAACACCGGAGCUUUGAAUCGUUUUGUUCGUAUGCGUGUCCAACGAUGGGGUCGCUUAAAGCUCUCCAGGAGUGGUGUCGGAUACAAUGCGAGGGCUACAACGAUGUGGAAAUCAGAGACAUGACAACGUCCUUCAGAGACGGCCUAGCAUUCUGUGCCAUCAUCCACAAACACCGAGCGGACUUGAUUGACUUCGACUCCCUCUCCAAAGAGAAUGUCUACGAGAACAACCGCCUGGCGUUUGAGGUGGCCGAGUCGGAGUUGGGGAUUCCCGCUCUGCUGGACCCGGAGGACAUGGUGUCCAUGAAGAUCCCCGACCGCCUCAGCAUCAUCACAUACGUAUCCCAGUAUUACAACUUCUUCACCAACAAGACUCAUGCCAAUCCCCCCUCCAUGAAGAGACCCGGUGGCGCAGGGCCCUCGGACCUGGCCCCCAAGAGGCCAGCCACCCCUCUUGAGGACCGCGCGCCAGAGCCUGAGACGGGUGCGGCAGGUACCGCCCCCAAACGCAGCUCUCUGAGCAGCACCUGUGCGGCCUGUGGGAAGCAUGUACAUUUGGUGCAAAGGUUCCUGGUGGACGGCAAACUCUAUCACCGUAACUGCUUCAGAUGCAGAGAGUGUUGCAGCACGCUGCUCCCGGGGUCUUACAAGCCAGGAAGUGACGCCGGUUCUCUGGUCUGCACUCACCACUUCUCCAGAACCUCCUCCUCCAUGGCCAAUCAGAACGGCAGGCCCGAUCUCAGUAAACCGCACCACGACGUGGUGACGUCCGCCAGGAGCGCUCCGAAAAGACCCGAAAACCCACCCAGCAAGAGAAGCCUGGAGAGACCCCCAGCUGCUCCCACGGAGAACACCACCACCACCACCACCAGCACUCCCACGGAGACCACCACCAGCACUCCCACGGAGACCACCACCAGCACUCCCACGGAGACCACCACCACCACCACCACCACCAUGGAAAACACCACCACCAGCACCACCAGCAGCAGCACCACUAGCGGCAGCAGCAGCGCUCUUGCCGAAGCUGUAUCAAGCACCGGCAACAUAUCAGACUCUGUGGAGACGGAGAGGGAAAAAAGCAUGGCGGCAGAUGAAGGAGAGGAGUCUAAUCAUGGAGGAAUGAAGGAGGAGGAGGAGAAGAAGGAGAUGGAGGAGGAGGAGGAGGAGGAGGAGGAAGAGCAGCCAAAGGAAACGCCAUCUACUCCUCCCAACCCCUUCGAUGAGGAUGAUGAUGAUGAAGAGGAGGAGGAGGAAGAAGAGACUCAGAGGCCACCUGAUGUAGAAGUAUGUAUGCCGACUCCAGUGCCAAGCACGGUGAAGGUAAACGGUGACCACCGCGUUCCCCCGACUCCUGUGGAGCGUGGCAGGACGCCGGAGAUGAGGCCCGCUCCCGCGCCCCGCCCCACCCCGCGGAGGUCCCUCGACGCCGCCACACCUCCUCCACGCCCGGCGCCCAGGAACAUCCCCGCGCGCCUCACGCCAAGCCCAUCACCUGUUAACGGCAAGUCGGAUGAUCGAAGGCCAUCGGGUCCCGUGCCCCGUGAGCGCUCAAACUCCCCUGGAAUUGGAAGCCGCAGCCAAUCCGGUGGUACCCCCAAACCCAAAGACCCGCCUUGGCUCGCACUCGUCCACUCAGAAUCCAGGAAGAAACCAGCCCCUCCCCCUCCACCACCAUCACACCCCAGUCUUGGCGUGCGUCAACAACAACAACACCCUGGCUCUGUCCCCUCCCCCAAGGGCGAAGAGGGCGCCGCACCGCCACAACCGUCCUCCAACCCCUUCGAUGACGAUGAGGACGACGAGGAGGAGGAGGAGGACGAGGGGGCGGCAGAUGAGCCAGCUUCAGCGGUCGCCAACCACCCCUGGUACAGCAUCACCCAGGCGGCCACCAAGGGCUUCUCCAGCGCGGGGGACACUCCGGGCAGAGCGACGACGACCUCCACCCCCUCGGCCAGUCCUGGCAGCGGCAGGAAGAAACGCCUGGCGCCCCGACCACCGAAGCCCUCAGCCCCCUCCUCCUCUCAGCCUUCCUCUGCCUCUCCCUCUCCAGCCCUCAGUACAGAGAGCCUUUGCUCCUCCUCGUCGGACCGUGACACCUCCUCCUCGCAAGUCCAAACAACCCCCUUCAUCACCACUCCACAGCGUGGGCAGGGCCAGGAGCCUCAUCCCUUCACCAAGAGCGUCUCAGAGCCAUCCAUCAGCGGACCCUCGCCUCCACUCCCACAAGGAGCGUCGUGUCACCUCUCUCCAAGUCCUCUGCCACCACCAUCUGCGGUCAGCGCGUCCUCCAUUGACUCCAGUCCCACCAACACCUCCUCGGCUCCCGCUACGCCGCAGAGCGUUCGCAGCAGCAGUGGAGGUGCCAGAGCUGCGGGCCCCAGGCCGCCUCCCCCUCGCCCACCUGUCGCCACGGGCUCCCAGUCUGCCGGAACCUCACCAGGCACUACGCCCAAGCGCACCUGUAAAGAAAACCCCUUCAACAGAAAGGCCUCCCCGUCGCACCCCUCCCCCGCCACCAGGCCACCCAAGGGACCUCGGCCCGCCAGGCCCCCCGCCCCGGGACAUGGCUUUCCCCUCAUCAAGCGCAAGGUGCAAUCGGACCAGUACAUCCCGGUAGAGGACAUCCACGGGGAGAUGGGGGAUCUGGAGCGGCAGCUGGAUGAACUGGAGCAGAGGGGUGUGGAGCUGGAGAAGAAACUCAGAGGCUGUGGCAACGCCCGGGUCGUCUCCCGACCCUACCCCGUCUCCCUCUCCCUCCCGCUCACUUCCUGUCACCACCUUCACGAUGAGGAGGAGGAGACACUGCUGGUGGACUGGUUCACUCUAAUACACGAGAAGCACCAGCUGGUCCGCAGGGAGGCAGAGUUGGUCUACACGGCCAAACAACAGAAUCUGGAGGAGCGACAGGCAGAUGUGGAGUAUGAACUUCGAUGCCUCCUCAACAAGCCAGAGAAAGAGUGGAGUGAAGAUGACAAGAACAGGGAAAAGGAGCUGAUGGCAGAGUUGGUCACCAUCAUUGAGCAGCGGAACCAGAUCAUUAACACCAUGGAUCAGGACAGGCAAAGAGAGGAAGAAGAGGACAAGCUGUUGGCGGCCAUGUUGAAGAAGAAAGAUUUUCAGAAAGAAGGGGAGGAGCAUCCUCCUAAAAAGAAAGGGGCGAAGUUCAAGCCAAUGAAAGUGCUGAAGAGGCUGAGCCACAAAGGGGAGGGGCCUAAAGGAGGAAGCAAGGACAAGAGCUGAGGCACGCAACCAAUCAGCGACCUUGAGCGACCUGGAUUCAUUCGUUUCACAAUCCGGCAUCACAUACUCCGAAGGAUCUGAUUUUACCUAUUCAAUCCAACCAGGUCAUUUCCAACAUGUGCCACCACUGGAUUGUGAACUGAUGAAUCCAGGUAAGCUCAUCACUGUAACGAACUACGAUGGCCGCCAACACACAGACAUACUAUGCAUCCAUAUAUGUCCAUGGUCACCCACCCACAUAGGCAUUGCUAUGCACCCAUACAGGGCUGCUGACAGCUUUGGAUGGGCCCAGGACAAAGUCUUCUGAAAGGGCCCCCUCACCACCCAAUACAUGCAAUGCAAUGAGGACGCAAUUCUGCCCCCCCCACCCCCCCGUGCCUGGAACAACUGACCCCUUUUGUCACCCCCGGUUGGCUUCCCUGUACAUGUCUGCGGACAUGACUACACAUCCCUAUACUGUUUAUGCAGGCCUCCACCUCCCACUGUGGUCAUCCACAUAGGCAUUGCUAUACAUCCAUAUACAUGCCUAUGGUCGCCAAGCAACAUGGACAUGACUACACAUCCCUAUACUGCAUGUCCAUGUGUCCACCUCCAGGUGGCGCUGCUCCACUCCGCUGCAUUAGUCCUUCUCAGGGCUGCAGUGGGGAGUCAGUGCCAUUGAACUGGACACAAUGACAUUUAUUAUUAAUAUUAAUAAUAGUAGUAGAGAGACCAUUGACUGGACAUGAGAGAGGUGGUGGAUGUCAAUAAGAGACCGGUGUGGAUACAGAAGAGGAUACAGAGUUUCUCUAUUAACAUAACUAACCUGCCUGUGUCUAUCAUGACUUACAGCAAACAGAAAGAAUGACACCCCAGUCAAGAUGUCCCUCUUUGUGACGACUAUGUUUGUGGUUCAUCCAAAAGCCACUCGCUUAAGCGGAGAAAAUGUUUCCGUUGGUUACGUUUUUUGAGUUGCCUUUUUGUCAUAAACACAGACAUGAUAGAAAAAUGUGUGACAAAAGUUUGUGGAGGGUGGUACUGUUAUGUUGGUGGUGCAAAGAUUUGUUUGUUUGUACACGAUCUUCCAAAGUGCUGAUAUACCUGUAAUUUUAGUAGUAGCUGACAAAGUGCUAACGACGAUGUAUACGUAGGAAAUGAAACAUUUACGAAACAUGA